AUGGCUGAACGAUUUGGCGACGCCUUUACAGACCUCGAUCCUGAGCAAAUUGGUCCAGGAAGCGCUUUCAUGGAUCGUUUUGAGCAGCGGAAGAAAGAUUUCAGCUUCAGCAAUGUCAUACGAAGAGUUUACCGAAUCCCCCUUUUUAUGCCAGACCUGAAGCACUCUGCGAAGACUGAGAGUUAUUACGAGAAGCGCUCCUCAUCUGUUUUGCUCACCUUUGCCGACUUCAAGGAACUGUUUAACCCUGUUGUAAAAAAGAUUAUUGGCUUGAUCAAUGAUCAAGUGUCUCCAGCUACGGACCAGAAAGAAACACCUAUUUCCACUAUCGUGCUCGUCGGUGGCUUUGCAUCCUCGCCGUACCUAAGAGAGUCGAUUCAAGAGUGGUGUGAAGGCAAUGAGAUCCGUCUCACUACGCCAAUGUCCGGAGCGUGGUCUGCUGUUGUUUGUGGAGCUGUCCUCAGAGGUUUGGAGGGCUCGGCCGUUCGCGAGAAAAAGUGCCGUAGACACUACGGCUACAGUCUCGGAUAUUUAUAUGAUGCUGGGAAGCAUAGCGGGUAUGAUUGCAGCAAGCGACACGUAUGGACCUCUCCUUUUGACGGCAAGAGUUAUCUUUCUGGAUUUAUCGAGUGGCAGAUCGGCAAGGGAGCGAAACUGGGCAAAGACACGGAAAUCUACAGCGACUUUAGUCAGGCCCUGUCUGGCUCUAUGCCAUGGACUAUAUCUUCAACGAUAUUUUCAUGCAAUUUAGAUAUUGCCCCAGGCACGGUUGAAAACCCAAGACUCGAAACUGUCGGCCACGUGCUUUACGAACUCCGUGAAGAACACCUCGCCAGUGCUAAGAAGCUAGUCCGGGACGGCAAGACCUAUUACAGGGUUGCUCUCACCUUCAAUGUCCGUCUUAACGACGAUGCAGGACAUUUGGUCUAUUGGGUCAUGCAAAACGGUGUUGAGAUUGGAAGAGCUGAUAUUCAGAUGGACGAAUAG
Molecule: messenger RNA, 987 nt
Organism: Akanthomyces muscarius
Lineage: Eukaryota; Fungi; Ascomycota; Sordariomycetes; Hypocreales; Cordycipitaceae
Exons: 4
Coding region: 1-987 (328 amino acids)
Source: RefSeq, a predicted model, not a curated record